This is a messenger RNA of Candidula unifasciata, 489 nucleotides long. NCBI's taxonomy places the organism in Eukaryota, Metazoa, Mollusca, Gastropoda, Stylommatophora, Geomitridae. The record is from the annotation of a GenBank genome assembly.
AUGGGCUUGUCAAGGUACCAUUCAUUCAGCGGGAAUGUCUACUCAGAGCCGUGCGUGGCCCCACGAGCUCAACAAGAACCAGUCCGUCGAGAAAGACCGCGGAAUGAAAACUUCAAGAGAGACUAUUUUGUUGGAUCGAGAAAUGUGUUUAACCUGAAUGUGCUGAACUUUAAGCAGUUUCUUGGAGACAAAGAGAAAACCCUGGUCAUGUUUUACAACAGCGAUAAAUGCCAACCGUAUGGUCUUGAGAACGAGUUUGCAAAAAUAGCUGACAAAAAUGAUAAUGACAGCUACGGAUUUGGAGCUGUCGACUGCGCUACGGACGGUCCUAUAUGUACCGGAGAGGACGCCUGUCAGACACCCAUGUUCAAACUCUACUCCAACGGCUAUGAAGUGAGCGGCAUCCGAGACACAUCCCGCUUCAAUGCCAAGCAGGUGUUUCUGCUGAUGGUUAUGACUCCAACGCUGGUUGGCAGCCGGAACUAUUGA